Messenger RNA from Photinus pyralis (common eastern firefly), 790 nucleotides. RefSeq lists its product as uncharacterized. The record is from RefSeq and is a predicted model, not a curated record. Lineage: Eukaryota; Metazoa; Arthropoda; Insecta; Coleoptera; Lampyridae. The coding region runs from base 170 to 652 and encodes 160 amino acids. The transcript has 4 exons.
UAUUGGAUUAGUUUUCAAUAAUUGACUUAUUAUCAUUUCUUAGAUAACAAAUACGUCCUGUUUACAAGCACCUGGCAAGUAUGUAUCUUAUCCUGCCAGUGAUUGAUAAUGAAUAAAAUAUAAAUGGCUCAAUACCAAAAGUUUUAAUUAUCACAAAUUGUUAGUAAAUAUGAAAAGUAUUAUUUAUAUUACCAUUAUCGUUGCAUUUGCAACAAUAAUCCAUGCAGAAACCCAAGAUCAAUUGAAAGCGGAAGAUGUGAAGCGUUUACUGGCCCAAGAUGAGAUCCGUGCCGCAUUAGAAGAAGCUUACAAAGAUAAAGGUCACUUGCUAUACCCACCGUCAAUAAAUUUGGAUGGCAAACUUGCUCAAUCUACUUUCAAGAAAUCCGAUAUCUAUGGAGAUGGGCUGUGGGAUAUGGAAGUACACGGUUCAGUCUACUCAAUUAAUCGCAAAUUUACCGAUGACGAGGUUCGCGCCGUUUUUAAAUAUGUCGAUACGGAUGAAAAUAAAUUAGUUAGCGUAUCUGAGGCGGUGGCUGCCGGUUUCGAUGAACCAGCACUUAAGGAUUUCCUGAGCAAAUAUGAUGCAAAUAAAGAUGGGCAAUUUAGCGUUGAAGAGACCAUCAAAGUGGCUCAGAACGAAAAAUUGUAGGUAAGCAACGUCGUUUUGAUCAGGAACAUUACUGCUGCUGGAAAACUGGAACGAAAAUCAAAAUUAAUGAUGGAUAAUAUUAUCUCGAAAAUGUAGUUUGUUGUAAUGUGAAGGGUACAUAAACAAUAGUAAUUCAAA